This is a messenger RNA of Amphimedon queenslandica, 784 nucleotides long. RefSeq lists its product as uncharacterized. Gene Ontology annotation, biological process: signal transduction. The transcript has 4 exons. NCBI's taxonomy places the organism in Eukaryota, Metazoa, Porifera, Demospongiae, Haplosclerida, Niphatidae. Gene Ontology annotation, molecular function: protein binding. The record is from RefSeq and is a predicted model, not a curated record. The coding region runs from base 40 to 480 and encodes 146 amino acids.
AAAGAUGAGCUGUUGAGUCAAAAUUCUAUUCAAAGCAACAUGCAGUUUACACUAUCCAUGAAAGGUCAUGAAUAUGAAAAGGAAAAUGUAACACUCCAUUUUAGUGGUAUGGAGCCAGCAAAUGUUACAUUUUACACAAACUCAAUUAAAGAUGAUGACAAAAAUCAUGGAGUACAUGUGGAAAAACAACUGGACGUUACAAAUUUGGAUCAAGUCAUAUUAUUAUUAACGAAUAAUUAUUAUGAUAUCAGUGCUUGGGAAAGACUAUGUCUUAGCUUGGGUUUGUACAAACAUACAUUAAAUACUAUUCAAAUUGAAAAGAAGAAUGACGUUUUUAGUGCUCUGAUUGAAUGUUUGCACAAAUGGCUACUAAGAAAUGACAAAGUAGAUGAUAAAGGUGGACCAACAUUGACUUCAUUGAAAAAUGCUCUCAGGGAAAAUGGUCAAAAGGCAGUUGCUGAAAAUAUUAUGAAAUUUUAAUUGUAACUAAUUAAAAUUAACUUAGUUUGUUAUGUAAUUACUAUUGUAGCUAUCUGUAGUUAUAGAUCUAGUUGAUUUAUGUCAGCUGUUUUGUUUGUUUUUACACUUAUAGCUAGUUCUUUUUUUUAUGCAUGCAUCAUUUAAUUUUUUUCUUCUGCAUGCAUGUUUUGUUUUUUUUUGUGUGAUUUGAAUUGACACUGCAAGAACGGAGAUUAAAGUCAAGGAAUUCUUAGUUUUGAUUACUGUGAUUAUUUAUGUAUUAGUGUGUAUAGUGAAUUGUUCAAGAUUGUGACCAUUUUGUAAA